GAUCCUCUGAUGUGAGUGGAGAUUCAUUGCCAUUGAACUCUUUGGUCUCUUUCAUUGUUUCCACUUCAAUGAAUUUGAGUUUCUCAAUACCGGGAAUUAUUGAUAAUUCGACUGAAGAUAAUAAUAGUGAUUCUCAGGAUAAUGGUAUAUAUAAAGCGUAUGAAAUGGAUUGUGAUAAUACUGUUUUUUUAAAUAAUCCUUAUUAUAAUUGUUAA
Messenger RNA from Heterobilharzia americana, 215 nucleotides. The record is from the annotation of a GenBank genome assembly. Lineage: Eukaryota; Metazoa; Platyhelminthes; Trematoda; Strigeidida; Schistosomatidae.